AUGGCCGAGAUGGAGGAAGGCCACUUGCCUGCUUGGAUGGAGAUAUGGAGGACAGUCAACGGCACGGAUGUAUGCGAUGAGUAUCUCAACACGUUGCACCGGUACGCGACAGAGAAAAACAACAAGGACGUACAAGACGUGGAUGCUGCGUUUGACUACCAUACGAUGAGCUCAGUUCUCACGAACUGCCGACCACACCGCUGUCUCGCCAACAACGACGGUGACGACUGCUACUGCCGAUAUAACAUUAACACGUGUGAGCGCGGGCGAAUAAGUGUCGUGUACAAACAUGGAGUCCACGUGAUGCACGAUAUUCAAGCCACUUCACCACCACGCACUCGCCUCACAAGACCUAUGAAAACAAUCAUAGAGGCCAAGUUAGACCUAUUUCCUUCGGCUUCGACGCAACAGCUUUACGCACACAUUUCGUCGGCGAUAGAACGAAAUUAUCUCAAUGACCCAGAUCCGCUAAAAACCCAGGUCGUCUCAUUCCUGCGGCGCUGGAGGCGGAAUCACCCUGGUCACGACACUAGCCAAGUCUCAGAAAUUGUUGACACUUCGUUGUAUGACGUCUUCGGUCUGAGCGACGCAACUCCGACUUGGGUUGUGUUCUUCCGUGAUGCCGUCUUCAGCCAAGAUCGUUGGGUUUCGCGGGUUGGAGUCGGUACCGCGGACGAUCCAUUACGUGUCGGCUUGACGUGCUACAAACUACUUCACGAUUACGCGCAAGUGCAGCGUGCGUACUCGUUGACCACGUUAAUUCACCUUGAGAGUACAUUCAACACGGUAGCUUAG
Molecule: messenger RNA, 795 nt
Organism: Phytophthora nicotianae INRA-310
Lineage: Eukaryota; Oomycota; Peronosporomycetes; Peronosporales; Peronosporaceae
Exons: 2
Coding region: 1-795 (264 amino acids)
Source: RefSeq, a predicted model, not a curated record